Messenger RNA from Closterium sp. Naga37s-1, 4401 nucleotides. Lineage: Eukaryota; Viridiplantae; Streptophyta; Zygnematophyceae; Desmidiales; Closteriaceae. The record is from the annotation of a GenBank genome assembly.
AUGGUGUACACCGGCGCGGGUAUCUCCACGUCAGCAGGCAUUCCGGAUUAUCGGGGGCCGAACGGCGUGUGGACGCUGCGCUCUAAGGGCAUUCAAGUCAAAGAGCCGAACUUUCUUCAGGUGUCGCCGACGCUGAGCCACUUUGCGAUCACGGCGAUGGUGCAGGCGGGCGUCGUGCGACACGUGGUGUCGCAGAACAUCGACGGGCUGCACCGGCGAUCUGGGCUGCGGUCGCAGGAAAUCAGCGAGCUGCACGGUAACUUUUGUCGCGAGGUGUGCGCGCGCUGCGGCGCGGAGUUUUUCCGCGGAUACUCGGUGUGGAAGGGGCUCACGACGGCGCGCGGGUCGACGCAGGAGGACGCGAAUCGCGCGGCGAAGAUCCUGCUGGAGCGCGCAACGGGGGUGGUGGCGGACGGGGGGAAGAAAGAGGGGGAGAGGGGGGAGGGAUCCGCGCGGAAGGAGAAGGCACGGGGGGUUGGAAGUGGGAGGAAGGGUGGAGGAGGUGGUAGUGCUGCGCUGAAAAAGCGGAAAAGGAAUGAUAAAGGAGAAGAGGCGGCGAAGCGGAAGGCGAAGAGAGCGCGAAGCGCGAGAGCGAGGAGAUUUGUUGAUAGCGAGUCGGAGAGUAGCGAGGAUGAGGAGGAAGAGGAGGAGGAACAAGAGUCAGAGGAGGAAGAGGAAGAGGACGAGGAAGAAGAGGAGGAAGAGGAGGAUGAUGAGGAUGAGGAUGAGGAGGAGGAGUUGCAGUUCGACCAUCGGACGGGGAGGAUGUGUGAGGUGGAGGGGUGCGGAGGGGAGCUAGAGGAUUGCGUCGUGCUGUUCGGAGAGUGCCUUCCCAACGAGGUACUGCUUCCUCCACUCGCCUUUCCAACCCUCAUUUUUCGCUUUCUCCCCGUGCUCUCUCAUUUUCCCAUUCGCUCUCCCCACACAACUCCCCGCCCCGCAUGCCCCGCCCGCCCCCCGUUCUUCCCGACUCUCCCAACCCCCCCGCUCCCUCCCUCCCUCCCUUUUCCUUUUGUCAAAUGUGUCAUUCGCGUAUCACGAUACCUGGCUGCAUUUUUCUGGUUUUGGUUUCUCGUUGCAUUCCGACUCACUUUUCCCCAUUCUCCUCAUCUUCAUAUCCCCCCAUUCCACCUUUCCCCUCUCUCCACCCCCUUCCCCUUCCUCUCUCCCUUCCCACACACCCCCUCUUUCCUCCCUCUCCUCCGCCCUCCCCCGAUUCCCCUCCCCACCCUAUUCCCCUUCCCCAACCGCCCCCCUCUCCCCCCGGCGCUCCGCUUCCAGCCGCUGAAGUCCGCGAAGCGCCACAGCGACCGCGCGGACGUGGCGCUGGUGAUGGGGUCGAGUCUGCGCGUGGGUCCCGCGUGCAACUUCCCCGCCAGUGUGCCGCGCCACGGCGGAAGGCUCGUGAUCAUCAACCUGCAGCCCACCCCCAUGGACGCGCGCGCGGAGCUGGUGAUUCGAGGUCAAUGCGACAAGGUGAUGCACAUGUUGCUACUGGAGCUGCGACUCACGCCCCUCCUGCACUCCCUGCGCCGCACACACACCCCACCCCCACCUCAUCCGCAACCCCUAAGCCCCUCCAAGCCUCACCUCAAGCCCGAGUCAAAACCACAACCACAACCAUCUUCAGCAGCAGCAGCAGCAGCAGCGGCGGCUUCUUCGCAGUCUCACCCUCUUUCUCCCACUGCUCGAUCCGUCGGUAGUGGCAAGGCAACGGGGGGACAGAGAGAAGUGGGAAAGGACGGGAAGAAACGGACGAAGGAGGCGAGUGUGGGCGAUGGGAAGGGCAAAGCCGCCGGGAAGGGCAAGCGGGGCAAGGAGAUAAGUCUUAGCUUGGAGUGGCCGAGUGUGGGGCGUGUUAGUGGUUCAGUGCCCAGGCGUGGGAGAGAGACAGACGGCCGUGCUGGUAGUGGUGCUAAAGUUGCUGCUGCCGGUGGUAGUGCUGGCGUUAGAGAGGCUGACAAGGACGCGUGCUGCAUGGAUGAGCAGAGGAUCGAGGAAGCUUGUAGGGAGGACAAGGGCAUUGGCGGUUUGGAAGGUGGGAGUAGCGUCCAGCCGUGCGGGGCGGAGGAGGCGGAGGAGUUGGAGGAGGAGGAGAAAGUGAAGGAGAAGGAGGAGGAGGAGAAGGAGGAGGAGGAGGAGGAGGAGGAGCAGAAUCAGGAGAAGGAGAAGGAGAAAGAGGAGCAGGAGAACGAGAAGGCCAAGGAGGAAAAGGAGGAGGUGGAGUGGAAUAGGGAGAAUGGCAGGAAAGGGGAAUCAGAAGGGGAGUGUGUGAGGACGAGUGUGGAUGUUGAGAGUCGGGACGCGGCCGACCAGGAAUCUAGGCUUGCUGCUGUAGGAGGGUCCGCGUAUUCGGAUGUUGGUGCUGCUGCUGCUGCAACGGUUGUUGCUGAUGCUGAUUCUGGUGACGCAGGUUGCCGCGUUGCUGCCGCUGCAGGCGCUGAGACAACGGCUGCUGCUGUUGCCGCGGAUCCAAGGCGAGGAGCCUGCACGUGGGAGGCUGUGGUGGGCAGGAGCGAGUGCGCAGCUGCUGCGAAGGAGGCCAGUGGAGCGAGAGAAGGCGUGAAGGAAGAGGAGACACGGAGCGAGAGUGUGGAUUGCUGCACCCACGUGGUGAGGGACGACGAGGCUAAGAACCACGUGGUCGAGAAUCACGAGGGUAGCAUCCACGCGGAAGACAGGCACGAAGGAAAGAGUGAUAAGGAAAGGCGCGUUGAAGCAAGGAGCGACGAGCGAGGGAACGUAGAUGGUGGUUGCGGUAGUGGCGUUGAUGCCAGCUCUCCACCUCAUGACGAGGCGCCCCUUCCUCGCUCCUCAUCACCUUCACGUGAACAGCAUCAGCAGCAGAAUCAGUACCAGCAGUACCACCGCCAGCGCUCUCAGCACGUCUCUGCCACCCUGAAUCAACCUUCCCCGCUCUCAUCUCCCCCCCUCGCCCCAUCUCGUCCCUCCACGCACUCCCCUCCACCUCACCCGCUCUCUCCAACGGGCCCUCGAGGUCUCCCCCCUAAGCAACCAUCCGUGCCAUCUACACGCCGUCCCACCCUCUUCUCCCCUCCUCACCUACCGUUCGUUACUCCGCCUCGAGGGGGAUUUUCAUCCCCCUCACACAUCUCCCCCGCGCACUUCUCCUCUCCCGUUGGUAGGGCCGGACUGGCAUCGUUCCCUGAACCUGGAUCCCCAUUUAUGGAUAUUACAGUAGCUGCUGGGGCUGAGGAGCAUGCACAGUCAGCUGGUGACAGGCAUGGGUUUCUGCACGAGCAGGUGCUAAAAGAGCGACUUGGGGAGAGGGAGAAGGAAAGGGAGAGGGAGAGAGAGAGGGAGAGAGAAAGGGAGAGGGAGAGGGAGAGAGAAAGGGAGACGGAGAGGAGCAGGAUUAGAGAUGGGUACAGUUCUGUAGAGAGGGAUCUGCAUGGGCGCAGGGAACAUAAUCAGCAUGAGCAUGUGGACUGCCACAGCAGCAGGCACGGCGGUGGGAUUGAGCAGAGGCAUCUCGUGCUUCCCGGCGACAAUGGGUUCGACCCGCUGGGACUGGCGGAGGACGCGGAGGCUCUGCGGUGGUACGUGCAGGCGGAGCUGGUGCACUGCCGCUGGGCCAUGCUGGGCGUCGCCGGCGUGCUCGGCACUGAUCUGCUGACCACUCUGGGCCUCGCGGACCUCCCCGUGUGGUACGAGGCGGGUGCGGCGCACUACGACAUCGCCAACGCGCCCACUCUCUUCGCCGUGCAGUUCAUCCUCUUCAACUUUGUGGAGCUGAAGCGGUGGGCGGACUUCAAGGCGCCGGGGUCGCAGGGGCAGGACGAGGCAUGGUUCCUGGGCAUUGAGCCCACCUUCCUGGGCACGGACAACGGCUACCCUGGAGGUCCUCUCUUCAACCCCUUCGGCCUGGCAGCUGAUGCAGUGACAGGGCACAAGGCUCGUGAGCAGGAGCUGGCAAAUGGGCGUUUGGCGAUGGUGGCAUCUGUCGGUUUUGCAGCGUUCUGGAUUGAUUACGACGGCAAGGAGGUGGCUUACGAAAAGAUAAAGCCAGGUCAGACGUAUCGUCAGCGUACCUUCGUGUUGCACCCGUGGGCCUUCCGUGAAUGCGCUUCAAAUGAGCCUCUCGUAGUCGGGAAGAAGCUGGUCGCACUCCCUGAAGACGCUGAAGAGAGUGAAAUGGUGAUUGUCAGGCCAGGAUCUAUCAGAUGGAGCCCCGAAACCCACAAUCGCUUUCCGGAAGCAUUCAGGGAAAGCGUGAAGGCCUUGCUCCUUUCCUACCAGUGGUGCCAUGUCAAAUCAGAAUAUCCGGAACACCCUUGGACCCAAGACCGCCUGGGAUUGCACAUGUCUGAGCUUCCUCUGGACGUAAUUCACACGCUUGUUGAGAUGGCCGCACCUGAUGUUCUUGACAUCGACUACUGA